This is a messenger RNA of Acinonyx jubatus (cheetah), 3034 nucleotides long. RefSeq names its product transmembrane protein 88B (gene TMEM278). Lineage: Eukaryota; Metazoa; Chordata; Mammalia; Carnivora; Felidae. Gene Ontology annotation, biological process: negative regulation of canonical Wnt signaling pathway. Bases 218 to 823 code for a protein of 201 amino acids. The transcript has 2 exons. Gene Ontology annotation, molecular function: PDZ domain binding. The record is from RefSeq and is a predicted model, not a curated record. Gene Ontology annotation, cellular component: plasma membrane.
CACACAGGAGCUGGCUGCGGACACUGACCAGAGCCGGAGCUGUAGUCGCCUGGUAGAGAGAGGCCCAGCCUGGCAUUGGGGAAAACUGAGGCAGGGGUGUGGCCUUGGAGACUGAUGGUCAGGGCUGGACCUACCUGGACCGGGGUGCUGUCCUCCAGCUGGGUCCGCUAUGGUUGCUGGUGUCUGGGUGGGAGUCUGACCUGGGGGCUUAGGGCUGAUGCUGGGGGCCUCAGUCCUGCCGUCUGACUACCUCCGUGAACACACCAGGCCUGUUGCCUGCGAGAGCAUGAGUGAACAGGAGAAGGAAAUGGAGGAGGACGAGGGAGGCAGCACUUCGGACACAGCCCCCAUGCUGCCGGAAAGGGUUCCUGACGGCCAGGCCUCAGCCUUGAUGUCCCCACAGUGGGUAGGCCUGGUGGUCCGAGGCCUUGGGACCCUACUGCUGCCUGGCCAGGCCCUGGCUGGACUCCUGCUGCACCUGCUGCUGCCUGCAACCGUGUUCCUGCUGGCCCUUCUGCCAGCAGCUGCCAUCGUGUACCUGGGAUUCCUGUGCCACUCGAGGGUUCACCCGGCGCCCCGCUCCGCGUGCCGCGCACUGCUCUCCGACAGAGGUUCCGCGGCGCUCAUCGUUCUCGGAUUCCUUUCGCUGCCUCCGCUGCUCGUGCUUGCCUCGGCCGCCCGCACCCGCCUGGCCCGGCGUCUCCGCCCGCUGCUACCGCCCCCAGCUUGGACCCCUGGAUCCCGCCGCCACCCGGGGUCCAGCGACCGUGGGCGGGCGGGACGCCACACCGACGGGGAAGAGCAGUUCUGUGCCUGGGUGUGACUCCCCGCCCAGAGGUCUCUCCAAAGGACACGACCUCCGAAUCCCGCGAGGCACCCGAACUCCUCCCCCCGUGACCCUCAUUAAGGCGGCCCCAGGCCGGCAAGCUCGGGGUCUGCGUCCAGGUUCCAUCCUCGGAAAUCGCGGGCAUACCACGGGGCUUCGUGCGCAGUGCUUCGAGUGGCCGCGAGAUGGCACCUGAAUUCCCGGAACCCAGGCCCGCCCUUCCCCAAGGUGUCCCCACCCCCGCAGUCCCCUCUGACGCGGAGAGGCUGGGAAGCCUGGAGAGAGGAGGGAGAUGCCUCCCAGAGAAGGGGCGCAUGGCCGGGCUCAGAGAAAGGUGGCCUUCCUGGCUUUUGUCACUGGCUGCCCUGGGCUCCUGCUCCCUCCCAAAGGGCAGCCCUUAGGGCCCCAUGUCUGGUCGGUCAGCGGGCCUCCAGAGGGUUCCAGAAGUGGUGAGACUUGCCUGGGAGGCUUCCACAACCGGCCCAAGAACACGGUUCCAGAAGUUUAGCGAUGGCCAGCAGCCCCAAGGCUUGCAGGGCUCAGCCUGAGAUGGCGGUCAGGGUUAGCGUUUAGAUAGGUGCCAGAUUAAGAAAGCUGUCUGUUCUUUCUGGAUAAUUGUAAGGUCUUUGUCUUUUGCAAUCUUUGGCAUUAGCAUGUUUCUAGUCGUGGAUAUGUUCUUACUUGUCCAUUCGGUGUACACUGUGUUUCCUGUUCCUACAGAUUCAUAUCUUUCAUCAGUUCUGGAGACUUCUCAACCGUUUUCUAGGUCUCCAAGUCUGCCUCCUGGUUCAUUGUACCUAGUCUUUCUGGGGACACCUUUCUGGCUUCACCUUUUCCCUUCUUCCAUGUCAGUUCUUCUCUUUCUGUUUCCACCUCCUGUCUCUGCUGCGUUCUGGGUGAUUUCUUCAUCUUCUUUCAGCUCACUAAUUCACUGCUUGUGUCCCAUCAACUCAUCCAUUCAAUCGUAACUUAUUUUAUUAUCAUAUCUAAAAGUCAUACUUGCUUUUUUUUAUUCAAAUCUCAUCAUUUUUUAUGGUAUCUUCAUGCAUGUUCAAUUUUUGGAUUCCAGCUUUGCUUCAAUUUCUUGAACAUUUCACAUACAGUUUUUAAAUAUUCUGUACCUAACAAUUCCAGUUUUUUACUUUUGGGGGGUCCAAAUCUGUCAUUUGUUGUUUCUGCUGAUUCUCAUAUUGUUUCUUUGAAUGGAUCCUCAUUUUUAACUGUCAGCUCAUACCUGUAAAAAAAAUUUUUUUUUUUAAUGUUUGUUUGUUUUUGAGAAAGAAGAGAGCUCAGGCAGGGGAGGGACAGAGGAAGGGGAGACACAGAAUCUGAAGCAGGCUCCAGGCUCUGAGCUGUCAGCACAGAGCCCCAUGCAGGGCUUGAACUCACAAGCUGUGAGAUCAUAACCUGAGCUGAAAUCAAGAGUUGGAUGCUUACUCAGCUGAGCAACCCAGGCGUCCCGGACUCUUUGUGGUUUUUUUUAAUGUUUGUUUGUUUAUUUAUUUAUUUAUUUUAAGUUGUGCUCUUUUUUUUUUUAAGGUUUAUUUAUUUACUUUGAGAGAGGCAAAGACAGAGAGAAAGGGAGAAUCCCAAGCAGGCUCCACACUGCCAGCACAGAGCCCAAUGCAGGACUUAAACUCAUGAAUCAUGAGAUCAUGACCUGAGCCGAAAUCUAGAGUCAGAUGCUCAACGGACUGAGCCACCCAGGCACCCUGUUUAUUUAUUUUUGAGAAAGAGAGAAGUAGUGGGGGAGGGGCAGAGAGAGAGAGGGAGACAGAAUUUGAAGCAGGCUCCAUUCUAUCAGCGCAAAGCCCGGCAGAGGGCUCAAACCCUCCAACCGUGAGAUCAAGACCAGAGCAGGAAGUGGAUGCUCAACCGACAGCCCCCCCCCCCCCCACCCCGGGGCGCACCAAUGCCUGUGAAAAUUCUGAGGACACACCCCUCCAGAGGAGAUUCCUUUUGUGAGGCAUGCCCCCUCUGGGCCCUGUGAGGGUCCUGUGCAGGCUUCCGUAAUUGCCCGUGCACCUCUCCUUUCCUGUGUCCAGGGACGUCCUGCUUUCCCAUCUGUUUCCUUUCAUCAUCCUGGGUUUCUGCUCGUUACUCUUCUGUUUAUUUAUUUCUUUAUUUUUAGUGUUUUUAAUCUGAGGGGAGCCUUGAAGAUAGAUACUUCCUUGUAAGCCCAGCAGUGUAUUAAAAAUGUUUCUUGGG